UAGUACCCAGGUAAGCCAAAUUGUCACUGGAAACCCUUCCAGUCCAAAAAGUCCAUGGUUGUAGUCAAACAAAACUUGAUAUAGCCUCACCUGGCAUCACGAAUCCUUGUGGCCCUAAUGAGAUUGGAUCUUGCCUUCGCGCCAAUUUCACCAAUUAACUGCUCGUUGUCGGCCUAUGCCAUUCGCUGAUUUCCGAUUGACCAGUCCUCAGGUGGCCGGCUCAUCGAACGAUUGACCAAUCACCAUUGUCAUCCCAUCUUGGUGGGUGCUUUCAAGGUGAACAUACCGGUCAUCGCUACUGAGCCAGCAUCUCACUUACGAGUCCUGGUCGGCGAGUUACGUAUUCCAGAGUUACCUCAUUCGCUGAUAUACUCACCAUCCACGCCAAUAUGUCCUUUAUUCGCGCAAGGAGACUCCCUACUUUGCCGUCGUCUCAUAGCAUGAAGGCAUGCUAUGGCAGGUCACCAUUCAAUGGCAGUAGCCAGUCAUUCAGCCGCAGCUACCGUGCUGGUAGCACCAGAAAUCGACUUUCGGCUGUUUGGGUCCCUACCGGAGGAAUGACACCUGAACGAGGCGAAGGCGCGUAUGAAAAGCUCGUUCGCGCCGGAUUCUUGCGACAGUCACACUCUGGCAUUUUCCAUCUACUUCCUCUUGGCCAGCGCGUUCAACGUAAGCUCGAGGGCGUCAUCGACUACUACAUGCAAGAACUUGGAGCCUCGAGAGUAGCUCUGUCGACCAUUACAUCGAAGGACCUCUGGCAGAGGAGUGGCCGCCUCACACAACUAGAGGCCGAGCUCUUCGGAUUCGAGGACCGCAAAGGGUCCAAGUAUAUGUUGUCACCCACCCACGAGGAAGAGAUCACUACUCUAGUGGCCAAGACCGUCAAGUCCUACAAAGAAUUGCCCCUUCGCCUCUACCAAAUCACACGCAAAUUCCGCGACGAACUGCGCCCGCGGCACGGGCUGCUCAGAACCCGCGAGUUCACCAUGAAGGACCUCUAUACUUUCGACGUCUCCGCAGAGUCGGCCUUGGAGACCUACCAGAAGGUCCAGGUAGCAUACGCUGGCGUUUUCAAAGCAUUGAAGUUACCGGUGACGGUGGCCAAAGCCAGCUCCGGCGAUAUGGGAGGCGACCUCAGCCAUGAAUAUCACUUACCUACCUCAGUUGGGGAGGACACUCUGGUCACCUGUAACACCUGUAGUUACGCUGCCAACGACGAGGUCGCCGAGGCAAGGGCAGCCGCCGCCGACAGCAUAGGAUCAUGCGGUCUGACUGAAGCCUCAAGCCCGCCAUCUGCUUCAUUAAGGGUAUGGCGAGGUAUCAGUAAAGACCGCAAGACCUUGGUGAAUGCCUGGUAUCCAGGUCGAGCUCAGGACGGAUUUGGCCGAGAGAACGACAUCAGAAUCUCGGCCAUUAAGUCGAUUGUCGCUGAUCUGGACGCAAGCACAGAGAACGCCGUGUCGCUGUGGCGGACAGCUAUUACAUCAACGGACUCUAACACGAACGCUCGGCCUCAAAUCAUCAACAUCAUAGACUCCACAUUAACCAGCAACCUAGACGAGGUUCUACAGGAUGAAAGCAAAUCAUCCCCUUUGUCAGGCUUGGAUUUUCCCAAGGAUGGAGUAGACUCUACCAUCAUUACCAAAACCCACGGUGGACAAUCGAUCAACCUGCUCGCCGCUCGCGCUGGCGACAGAUGUCCUGACUGUGAUAAUGGCUCUCUCCAGCUGCAAAAGGCGCUGGAGCUUGGGCAUACGUUCUACCUAGGAACGCGAUACUCGGAGCCACUCGAAGCAACGGUUUCCAUACCUACUCGUGCAAAAUCAAGUCAGCACGAGGGCCAGCCAGCUUUGACCGAAUACAAGACGCCUAUGCAGAUGGGUUGCCACGGAAUUGGCGUUUCUCGACUCAUCGGGGCUGUAGCUGAGCAUCUGACAGACAUCAGGGGCCUACAAUGGCCGCGCGUGAUUGCUCCCUACGAAGCCGUGGUCAUUAGUACUCCUCAUCUAGCUGAAGAUGCUAGUAAAGUGUAUGAUGAGAUCGCCAUAGGGGGCAUUGACACGGUGCUGGAUGACAGGUCGGCGUCUUUCGGUUGGAAGCUAAAUGAUGCAGACUUGGUAGGAUACCCGGUCCUAGUUAUACUGGGCAAAGUAUGGAAGGAAACGGGCGACUGUGAGGUUCAGUGUCGCAGGCUAGGGAUCAAAGAGAUGGUCCCGCUCAGAGAGCUGCGUCAGCGUGUGGCAGAGUUGCUCGAACAGCUCUGAGCAGAAUGAAGACUGCUAGGGUAUUGAGGCGCCCGCGAUGCGGUGUGUACAAGACAAUCAGAUGUCUCCAAAUCAAAUGUAUUACCAUUGUAGAGAUAAAAAGAGCCUGCAGUGGCUCAAAUUAAUGUCAAGUCGAGGCGG
Messenger RNA from Colletotrichum phormii, 2405 nucleotides. RefSeq lists its product as uncharacterized. Gene Ontology annotation, biological process: prolyl-tRNA aminoacylation. The coding region runs from base 390 to 2264 and encodes 624 amino acids. Gene Ontology annotation, cellular component: mitochondrion; cytoplasm. The transcript is spliced from 7 exons. NCBI's taxonomy places the organism in Eukaryota, Fungi, Ascomycota, Sordariomycetes, Glomerellales, Glomerellaceae. The record is from RefSeq and is a predicted model, not a curated record. Gene Ontology annotation, molecular function: ATP binding; proline-tRNA ligase activity.